Messenger RNA from Helianthus annuus (common sunflower), 917 nucleotides. RefSeq names its product transcription factor ALC. Lineage: Eukaryota; Viridiplantae; Streptophyta; Magnoliopsida; Asterales; Asteraceae. The record is from RefSeq and is a predicted model, not a curated record. Gene Ontology annotation, molecular function: protein dimerization activity. The coding region runs from base 63 to 779 and encodes 238 amino acids. Gene Ontology annotation, cellular component: nucleus. The transcript is spliced from 5 exons.
GUCGCCCAUACCUCUUUCUUCGAUUCCUCCUGCUAUCUUUUUCUCACACUCCAUUUCAUUUCAUGGCCAACAUCAACAACAUGUAUGAUCAACCCACCGAUGACAUGUCUCUUCUCCUUCGUCAAAUCCUCUUCAAAUCACAACCUCCUCCUUCUUCUUCUUCCACUCCCAAACCUCAACUCCAACCACAACACCCGCCUCAUUCAUCCGUCCCCACCGCUGCCAAUGCUCCGGUUAAUGUCGUCGGUCAUGUCGCGUCUUCUUCAGCGGGUACUACUGAUUAUGACCCGGAUGAAUAUGAUAGCGACUGCGAGGAGGCAUUGGGACACUUAAUGGAAGAAAUGGUUGCAAAACCAGACCAUCCUCGUAAUUCAUCAAAACGAACACGAGCUGCUGAGGUUCAUAACAUGUCGGAAAAGAGGAGGAGAAGCAGGAUAAAUGAGAAGAUGAAGGCCUUGCAGAAACUUAUCCCCAAUUCAAAUAAGACUGACAAGGCUUCUAUGCUGGAUGAAGCCAUUGAAUAUCUGAAGCAGCUCCAGCUUCAAGUGCAGAUGUUAACGAUGAGAAAUGGGAUUAAUUUGUACUCCAUGUGUUCGCCUCUUCAACCGAACCAUAGAUCCUACGCCAUGAACCAUGGGAACCAGUCCAUCCACAUGACCACAAACCAUGGAACGUUGUUUGUGAACCAGAUGCUUAGCCAAAACCAGCCAUCAGUACUCGACUUUUCACCAACAAUUAAUCAGGAGCCUCCAUUUGGAACUCAACUUGGAUCAUCUUAGUUUCUGUAAUCCUGUGAUGUUUCCAACUUUUAGUUAUGUAGUUUUAGUUUCUUUAUCGUUGUUGCCCAUCAGUUUGUAACUGUAACUCCGACAAGAAACUUUAACCCUUUUAAACUCUCAAAUCCAAAUUUUGUGGUG